This is a messenger RNA of Pieris rapae (cabbage white), 1532 nucleotides long. Its product is annotated as cuticle protein-like. The transcript has 6 exons. Gene Ontology annotation, cellular component: extracellular matrix. Bases 46 to 1455 code for a protein of 469 amino acids. The record is from RefSeq and is a predicted model, not a curated record. NCBI's taxonomy places the organism in Eukaryota, Metazoa, Arthropoda, Insecta, Lepidoptera, Pieridae.
AUAUCGAAAAAAUAUCAUUCGUCUAACAGAACAAAAACAAUUAACAUGUUCUCCAAAUUGGUAGCUCUGUUCGCCCUGGUGACAGUGUCGUCAGCUGGUUUACUGCCAGCUCCCGUUCACUACUCCUCCGCUGCGGCCGUCUCUUCCCAGAGCAUUGUCCGUCAUGACCAGCCACAAGCCAAGUUGGCUAUUGCCGCCCCUGUCGCUUACCAGGCUGCCCCAGUCUACCAUGCCGCUCCCGCUCCCGUCUACCAUGCUGCUCCAGCUCCAGUUGCCUACCACGCUGCCCCUGCCCCAGUUGCCUACCACGCUGCACCCGCCCCAGUUGCCUACCAUGCUGCCCCAGUGGCCUACCAAACUGCCCCAGUACACUACGCCGCUCCCGUCGCUAAGGUCCUUGCUCACGAAGAAAUCUCUCACCCCAAAUACGAGUACUCUUACUCCGUGGCUGACCCUCACACCGGUGAUGACAAGCAGCAACAGGAGGUCCGCGAUGGUGAUGUCGUAAAGGGCUCCUACUCUUUCCACGAAGCCGAUGGCUCCAUCAGAACCGUUGAGUACUCCGCUGAUGACCACAGUGGUUUCAACGCCGUUGUCCACAACACCGCUCCCACCGCCGCCCCAACCCUAGUCAAGGCCGCACCUGUCCUCCUCAAAGCUCCCGUCUACGCUGCACCCGCUCACCAAUACUACCACAAAAAACCAAUAAACAUGUUCUCUAAAAUUAUUGCUUUGAGCGCCGUGUUGGCGGUGUCCAGCGCUGGUCUUUUGGCCAGUCCAGCAGUUCACUACUCUCCAGCUUCCGCAGUCUCCUCACAGAGCAUCGUACGCCAUGAGCAGCCAAUCGCCGUAGCCGCUCCCGUCGCAUACCAAUCUGCUCCAAUUGCAUACGCGUCUCCCGCUCGGUACUCCUCCGCUGUCUCCUCACAAAACAUCGUCCGUCACCAACAACCUAUCGCCGUAGCUGCUCCCAUUGCCUACAACACCGCCUCUUAUGCCUCACCUCUUUCAUACGCUGCUCCCGCUCGUUACUCAUCUGCCGCUGCAGUCUCCUCCCAGAACAUCGUUAGUCACGGACAGGCCUUUGCACCCGCCCGUCUGGCCUACCAAGCCACUCCUGCUAUAGUCGCUCCCGUCGUCCACGCUGCUCCCCUUGUCCACGCUGCCCCAGCCCGCGCCAUCAUCGCCCAACACGAGGAAUACGACGCAAACCCCAACUACGACUUCGCCUACUCCGUAGCCGACGGCCACACCGGUGACAACAAGUCCCAGCAUGAGAGCCGUCAUGGAGACGUCGUUAACGGUGAAUACUCUCUGGUCGAAGCCGAUGGUUCAGUCCGCCGCGUUCAAUACACCGCUGACCCACACAACGGUUUCAACGCUGUGGUCAGCAACUCUGCUCCCGCUCACGCUGCCUCCGCAUACGCCCCAGCUGCUGUUGUCGCCCAUCAUUAAACAACAAACAUUGAAAAAAAAAUAUCGUACAUUAAGUUAUUUAUUGUGAAUAAAUGAACUAGUUUAACUGACUGAUA